Molecule: messenger RNA, 1010 nt
Organism: Sphaeramia orbicularis (orbiculate cardinalfish)
Lineage: Eukaryota; Metazoa; Chordata; Actinopteri; Kurtiformes; Apogonidae
Gene: ndufa8
Product: NADH:ubiquinone oxidoreductase subunit A8
Exons: 4
Coding region: 144-659 (171 amino acids)
Biological process (GO): mitochondrial electron transport, NADH to ubiquinone
Cellular component (GO): respiratory chain complex I
Source: RefSeq, a predicted model, not a curated record
CCCUAAACCUGACAGCAGCAGGCGCAGUAAACUGACCUUCUUACGGCCUCGUCGCUCGUCCUAGAGCCAGACGAGGACCUUGAAUGUUUUUCAGCUGUAGGAUUUGAUUUUCUGCGUUUGUUUUGUUGUGCAGAGGGACAGCCAUGCCCACACUGGAGGUCCCCACGUUGCAGGAGCUAAAUGUGGAUGAGAUCAAUGUGUCAUCUGCAGUGCUGAAGGCUGCGGCUCAUCAUUAUGGCUCUCAGUGUGACAAACCCAACAAGGAGUUUAUGCUUUGUCGCUGGGAGGAGAAGGAUCCUAGAAAGUGUCUAGAAGAAGGAAGAAAAGUCAACGAGUGUGCACUCAACUUCUUUAGGCAAAUCAAGGGGAACUGCGCCGAAUCCUUCACGGAGUACUGGACUUGCCUGGAUUAUUCAAACUUGGCAGAACUGCGCCGUUGCCGCCAGCAGCAGCAGACCUUUGACAACUGUGUCCUUGAUAAGCUGGGAUGGCAGAGACCUGAGCUGGGAGACCUGUCUAAGGUGACCAAAGUGUCAACCACCCGGCCAAUCCCUGAGAACCCAUACCAUUCCCAACCACGUCCUGAGCCCAACCCAACCAUCGAUGGUAAACUGGAACCUGCCAAACAUGGCAGCAGGUUAUUCUUCUGGAGCUGGUGAGGCAGCUCCACAAAGCCGGUCCACUUCCAAGGUUAUGGGCUCUGUCCAAAAGCACCUAGACAUCCACAACUACAUGAGAAACAAAUACGUCUUUGAUAAUAUCUGGGAGGCACCAGUACUCUGGAUGCUGUAAGUUUUUUGUUUUGGUAGGGGUGGACAGAGCUCAUGUCCAAAUAGCUUCUCCAUCUGCUGAAUCUCCACCACAUCAAACAUUUUAAAGGAAAGAGGGAUGGAUUGUGUGAACAGUCGUCCACAUAAAACCAUACACUUUCCUGAGCUUAUGUAAAUGUAAUGAGUGAACAAAUGCAACAACCUGUUAAUAUUGUUGUCAAAUAAAAAAAAUAAUUAUGA